AUAAUUAGUAGGCAGAACACACAACUCAAUCGGAUUCAAGAAACAUAGAGUAAAUUGCCUUGGAAGUUCAAACCAACACUUUCCAGUUUCACUCGCGGUUAUAAUAAACACAGAGAAAUCAAGGGACGAAGAGGAGGUGUUUGAUUUAUGUAAAUGUAUCAGAAGAAAUAUGACCAACAACAGGAAGAGAUCGGAAAAGCAGGCACGAUCUCUUCCGAUUUCAACAACCCACACUGGUUUUUCUCUCAGUUCAAUCAUCAAAGCCCUGAUUUUGUCAUUGAAAGUAAGCCACAUCUCACCAUCCGAGUACCAAACCCUUCACCAACGCCACCAGCAGCAACAACAACCCAUCGUCACAAAGAACCCAACUUUCACCAUCAAAAGCCCUCCUCCUCCGAUAACCCUUCCCCAACACAUGCCCUUCUUUCGACUCCCCAUAAGCGACCUAUAAUGACCCACAAUUCUUUUUCUCGGUCCCCUUCUCUUUCUUCUUUCAAGAAUCACCGUGUCCACCGCGAAAGGGUCGAAAGACUCACUCUUUUCCAGUAUUUCUCUUGUUCUGCUUGUCUUGGUAGGAAACUUGUUCAUCAUUUGAACCGUGGCCGUUUGCUUUGUUUCCACUUACGUUUCCUUUUUUUGCUCUCUGUCCCUUCGCUUUACUUUUUGGUUUCCGAUCCUCGGCGGUUUUUCGUGUUGAAUUCCGUUGUUUUGCUUGCUUUCUCGCUUACCCUUUUGGUUUCCCUUAAUCUUGCACUCCCUCGCUUGCCUUCGAUUCGAUUGCUUCUCUCUCGUUCAUUACCUGCUAAGUUUAGCCAACUAGGGUCGUCUUCUAAAUCUUCGAAAACUGUUGUUUGGUCUAUUGGAUCCAAGCCGAAAUCGGAGAAGAAGCCGAAUUCAGGGACUUGGGUGCAGGUUUAUAGUAAUGGGGAUGUAUACGAGGGUGAAUUUCAUAAAGGGAAAUGUUCAGGGAGCGGGGUUUAUUAUUACUACAUGAAAGGGAGAUAUGAGGGGGAUUGGAUUGAUGGGAAAUAUGAUGGUUAUGGUGUGGAAACUUGGGCGAAAGGGAGUCGAUAUCGUGGUCAAUAUAGGCAGGGAUUGAGGCAUGGGAUUGGUGUGUACAGGUUUUUUACUGGUGAUGUUUAUGCAGGGGAGUGGUCUAAUGGGCAUUGUCAUGGCUGUGGAGUGCAUACUGGUGCAGAUGGCAGCAACUAUGUCGGGGAGUUUAAGUGGGGUGUAAAGCAUGGGCUUGGCCAUUACCAUUUCAGAAAUGGAGACAUAUAUUUGGGGGAAUAUUUCGCUGACAAGAUGCAUGGUUUUGGGGUUUAUCAAUUUGGAAAUGGACACCAGUAUGAGGGAGCAUGGCAUGAGGGAAGAAGGCAGGGAUUUGGCACAUACACUUUCAGAAAUGGCGAGCCACAGUCUGGUCACUGGAAAAAUGGGGUGCUUGAUGUUCAUAUCACGCAAAGCAUCCAUCUUGGAUCUCCCCAUGCUGUCACACAAUCUCGAGUCCAUAAUGCCGUUCAGGAAGCGCAGAGAGCUGCGGAGAAAGCUUACGGCAUUGCAAAGAUCGACGAGAGAGUGCACAAAGCAAUCUCAGCUGCAAACAAAGCAGCCAAUGCUGCCAGAGUAGUAGCCGUGAAAGCCGUACAAAAACGAAUGCAUCAGCACAACACUGAUGAUAUUGAUCCUUCAACUGCAAUUGUAUAAUACAAGGAUCCCAAAUGGUGCAUUGUUUCUGAUAUUGUUCAUCACAUGUCUGGUCGUAACAGACGAUAACAGUAAAAAGUUACCCGCUUGGAACCAUGUUUAAUCAUUCAAGAUGGUUGAUCAUGGAGCAAGAAAUGGCUGCCCUUUUUCCCCUAAUGGCUUCAGUAAUAUGUAUAUAGGUUG
Hibiscus syriacus is the source of this 1890-nucleotide messenger RNA. RefSeq names its product junctophilin-4-like. NCBI's taxonomy places the organism in Eukaryota, Viridiplantae, Streptophyta, Magnoliopsida, Malvales, Malvaceae. The record is from RefSeq and is a predicted model, not a curated record. Bases 154 to 1707 code for a protein of 517 amino acids. The transcript has 3 exons.